Messenger RNA from Candidozyma auris, 933 nucleotides. RefSeq names its product lipid-binding protein PIL1 (gene LSP1). Gene Ontology annotation, molecular function: lipid binding. The transcript is spliced from 2 exons. Lineage: Eukaryota; Fungi; Ascomycota; Pichiomycetes; Serinales; Metschnikowiaceae. Bases 1 to 933 code for a protein of 310 amino acids. Gene Ontology annotation, biological process: eisosome assembly; endocytosis; negative regulation of protein kinase activity. The record is from RefSeq and is a predicted model, not a curated record. Gene Ontology annotation, cellular component: eisosome filament; plasma membrane.
AUGGCCACCGCGAACCUACUCCUUAAGAUCCCUGAGAGCUCCAACUGCUGCUCAAUUACAGGCUCCUCCUCCUCCUCCACCACCAAGUCGAGGUUCUUUGGCAAGGGCUCGCUUUCCCACUCUUUCAGAAAGCAGACCGCCGGUGCCUGGGGCCCUGAGUUGUCUAGAAAAUUGGCUCAGUUGGUCAAGAUGGAGAAGAACUUGAUGAGAUCCAUCGAAAUCACCUCCAACGAGAGAAAGGAGACGGCCAAGCAAUUGUCGCUUUGGGGUGAGUCCAACGAUGACGACAUCUCUGACAUCACCGACAAGUUGGGUGUGUUAAUCUAUGAGAUUGGUGAGUUGGAGGACCAGUUCAUCGACAGAUACGACCAGUACAGAAUCACCUUGAAGUCCAUCAGAGACAUCGAGGGUUCCGUGCAGCCAUCCAGGGACAGAAAGCAGAAGAUCACCGACCAGAUCGCCUACUUGAAAUACAAGGACCCCCAGUCUCCUAAGAUCAACGUUUUGGAGCAGGAAUUGGUGAGAGCAGAGGCCGAGUCUCUUGUUGCUGAGGCCCAGUUGUCCAACAUCACCAGAGAAAAGUUGAAGACUGCCUUCAACUACCAGUUCGACUCCACCAGAGAGCAUGCUGAGAAGAUUGCCUUGAUUGCUGGCUACGGUAAGGCUCUCUUGGAAUUGUUGGACGAGUCCCCAGUCACUCCAGGUGAGACGAGACCUGCCUACGACGGCUACGAGGCCUCCAAGCAGAUCAUCAUUGACUGUGAGAACGCCUUGGCCAACUGGACUUUCGACACCGCCGUGGUCAAGCCCACUUUGUCUUUCGCUGCUCAUGAGGAGGACUACGACGCUGACGAAUUGGCCGAGGAGACCGAAAACUUGAAGGUUACAGAGGACGAAUGGCGCAAGGAGGGCGAACAGGCCCAGCUUGCCUAA